AUUUCAGCAAAGUUGAGAAUCUGCAAUGGUAGAGAUGCCAGAUGGGCACGCUCCGCAACCAGCGCCGGAGCCUGUAUCUCCUGUGGAGGAGUACAAGCAGCUCGAGCCUCUGAUCAAUGAGCCCCUCAAGGCUGGCUCAUCAUAUUUUCUGGUGAACCAACGUUGGUACAUGGAAUGGCUCCAGUGGGUAGGAGCGCCGAGCGUGCAGAGCCCGCAGAUGCGGCCUGCAGAUCCACCAUUGGAAGGAGAUGAUUUUCCUCUUCUGGGAUCCAUCUCCGCUUCUCAAGAAAGCACCAGUACGACUAGACGUACGAGACAGCGCACAGGCUCUUGGACCAAAGAUCGCCCGGGCCAGAUUGACAACACUGCCCUCCUCGAGGAGGGAUCUGCAUCUAAGAUCAAGAGAUCCUUGGAUGAGCACAACGACUAUCGCAUUAUCCCGGAGGGUGCUUGGGACCUACUUUUUGGAUGGUAUGGUGGUGGACCACCGAUCAAGAGGAGAGCCAUUACGCGACCGAGUGGCAGUGUCCAAGUGGAGCUCUACGGUAUUAACUUGAAAGUUUACAGAUCGACCGAUCUGCAGGGGUCACCAUACGAGCACAAUGAGUCCAAGUCCAGCACCAUUGGGCAGCUCAAGGCUACACUCUGUGCAGAUCUUGGGCUGGAUGAAAGCAAGGUCCGCAUUUGGGAUUAUUUCAACGAGAAACUCUUUGCACUCCUGGAGAGUCACCUGGACGACACACUGGAAUCUCAACGCAUCAACGUGGAGGGCAACUUCAUUUUGCUGCAAGAGCAGCUCCCAGAUGGAACUUGGGAGAACCUAGACGAUGCUCAGACAACUCCAGAUCCCUAUGCUGCGACCUCGAGCACGGGCGGAUAUGGUCUCUCCUCCAGCUCCUACUACAAUACCUCUGCCGACGUCGCGACGGUGGGUCAGCCCAUCCAGAAAGGAGUGGUUGGACUGCAGAAUCUGGGCAACACCUGCUUCAUGAACAGCUCCCUCCAAUGCCUCUCGAACAUCCCACAGUUGCGGGAGUUCUUCUUGGAGGGUAAAUACAAGGAGAAUCUGAACCGGAAUGCCCACAAGACCGAAGGCAAACUUGCAGAGUCUUUCGCGAAUUUGUUGGAGGUGAUGUGGAAGCCAAACACCACAAAGGUAGCACCUCGGAACUUCAAAUGGCAGGUGGGCCAGUUCGCCGAGCAAUUCAGCGGAUAUGGCCAGCAGGAUUCCAUGGAGCUCAUUGAGUAUGUGCUGGAUGGCCUAAAAGAGGACUGCAAUGAAAUCCAUGGCCGGAAGCCCUACAUUGAGCUGAAAGAGGCAGAUGGCAGGCCAGAUGAGGAAGUAGCAGCUGAAGCGCUACAUGCCUACCAUGCCCGCAGCAAGUCGAAGGUUGAUGACCUGUUCGUAGGUCUCUUCAAAUCUGUAGUGCGCUGUCCAGAUCCUGAGUGCGGCCGCACCUCGGUAACCUUCGACCCGUUCUUGUCAGCGAAGCUCUCACUCUCCAGCUCGGCGGAGCAGCGACAGAUGGCCCUGGAUAUGGUUGUUGUUCGCGAAGGUGACGCAGAAGGUGCCAAUCAGUUCCAACAGGUCACUGUGAAAGUGAACAAGGAAGCGAGUGUGAAAGAGCUCAUUGAAGUGGCGGCAGAGAAAGUUGGUGCAGGCCUAAAGGCAGCCAAUUGUAUCUUAGUGGAAGUCUGGAACGGCAAGGUCUACAAGUGGUUCGAAGAGAGCACCUCUGUGGACACUAUUCGUUCUGAGGACAAGCUCCUGCUGAGCGAAGUUCCAGAUGCGAGACCCUUUUUCAAGAGCGGAGAGCAACGUUGGGGCCCGCCAAGUGCACUCAACAGUCCUGAUGAGGACAUGGGUCCAGCCCUUGCAAGUUCGGUUUCGCACUCCUUAUCGCAUUUGCGGCUAAAGAGUGAUGGAUUGACACCUGAAAUGGAUUUGCCUGGAUAUAUAUAUAUAUAUAUACAUCCUGCUUGCAUCCUAGAUGAUCCGUCAUCCAGUUCGACCUCUUCAUUCGGAGUGGUUUUGCAUCAUCGAAAAUCCAGCGCAUCUCACUACGUGUCCUAUAUUGGUGUUCCGUUGCUCAUGACCAUUUCGAAGGAUGCAACUGUCCAGAUGCUGUACAAACAGGUUGAACAGAAUCUCAAACGACUCUACGAUCUAGAUGUCGCCGUGGAUUGGAAGAUCUUCAGAGACAACAACAAGUACUCAUACAUCAACGAUGACCCUCAGCUGGACCGCGAGAGCGAUCAACGGCUCCAGCCAGUCAACAAGGAGUCCAGAUUACAGUUUGUUAUCGAAUGGCAGGACAAUGACUUGCCGGAAACGCUGCUGCAGGAGCCAUGGUCUUCCAAGUGCAGCGCAACGGCUGAUGAAGUCGACCUGACCCACUUGCUGCAGAUGUUUGUGCAGGAAGAGAAGCUCAGCUCUGAAGAUGCAUGGUACUGCAACCGAUGCAAAGAGCACAAAGAGGCCUUGAAGAAGCUGGAGUUUCAUCAUUGUCCUCCAGUUUUAGUCCUACAGCUGAAAAGAUUUCAAUACACCCGCUGGUCUCGAGAGCGCCUCGACAAUGCAGUUGCAUUCCCUCUCGAGAACUUGGACCUCACACCUUACUGCACGGCAUCCUCAAGGAAGACAUCCAAAGUCACCCCUGUGUAUGAUCUUGCAGCUGUUUCGAAGCACAUCGGCUCACUCAGUGGAGGACACUACGUGGCGUUCUCACGUUCCUCCAUUGAUGGAGAGUGGUACCACUUCGAUGACAGCACAGUUCGGGGCUGUACAGAGGAAGAAGUUGCCUCUGACAAGGUUGGGGCCUAUGUGCUGUUUUACAUCCGGCGAGACCAUCGGCCUGAACUCUUUGACUCAAAGGUGGCUGAUUAAAUUAGGCUUAAGCGGACCGCCGAUGCUGCAGCUGGGUCAAGCUUUUGGUGACCAA
Messenger RNA from Durusdinium trenchii, 2942 nucleotides. Lineage: Eukaryota; Dinophyceae; Suessiales; Symbiodiniaceae. The record is from the annotation of a GenBank genome assembly.